Chilo suppressalis (striped riceborer) is the source of this 2004-nucleotide messenger RNA. Lineage: Eukaryota; Metazoa; Arthropoda; Insecta; Lepidoptera; Crambidae. The record is from the annotation of a GenBank genome assembly.
GCGACAUCACUUUCUAACUGUACUCAAGUAAAGAUCAACACUUAGUUUUCAUUCUGUAGUUUACAUUAAUAUUUUUGGUAAAUAAAUCUAACGAACUAAAGUAAAUCGUUAGGAGGCACCAUGACAUUCAUGAUUAAUGUUAAUAUUUACAUCCCUAAAAUAACUGACAGUGACAGAUGAUUCACUAAAGUUGUUGACGACUUGUGUUUUCGUUCUCGCGAAAUUGCUGUUUUGUUCCAAGAACAAAAGCGUGCUAUUAAUUUCGAUUCAGAUGAUUGUAGUUCAUUAAAAUGUAUUUCGAAAACGUGGGUGCAUUUGUUAGAAAUUGUAGCGGUACCAGACUUCAGUAUGACCAAGCGUGUUUGGAAAUAGGAACAAACGAACCGAUAAGUUUCUGGAGUCAAUAUGAAGAAUGCGAGGGCUGCAUCUUGCUGGAGACGAAAAAAUUGUCUUCUACGGGAGCUAUUGUACUCGAAACCCUAAGUCCAGUGCGAUACACAAUCAGAAAUGGAAAUGGUGAAAUCUGCAAUGGCGUAUACCAGUUCAGGGAGUUCGGCCAGUACAGUAUCAACGUGUCCGAAGUGACGAAGGAUUCCUGCCUGCCCCGGAUGACGGCCGAGCCGGACGCCGCCGCGCUGCCUAUUCUGACCGCCGUGGUCACCCUUCUGUCCAUGGCCACGCUCUGGUACAUCAUCAAGGGGAUCGGCAAGAGAAUAGUGGCUGGCAGGUUGUACGCGAGGUAUAUGGCGAGGGAGGACAAUGAACUCGGCUCGGAGACGCGAGUGUUGACAGCAGAAGCCAACGUGCCCCGUUCUCCUACUCGUUCGAGGCUUCGUUCAUUGGACAUCUUCAGAGGAUUCUGCAUCGCGCUUAUGAUUUUCGUGAACGCUGGCGGCGGUGGUUACGCCAUCUUCUCCCAUAGCGUGUGGAAUGGGCUCACAAUAGCAGACGUAGUGUUCCCUUGGUUUGCGUUCGCUAUGGGUGAAGCUUUGGUCCUGUCCCUCAACGCUAGACUGAGGACCUCGAUGCCCCGUACUACAGCCCUGUAUCAGGUGGCUAGCCGUUCCCUAUCGAUGGCUCUGAUCGGCAUAAUGUUGUCGUCUGUGAACGUCUCGUGGGACAACGUUCGGUUCCCGGGCGUGCUACAGAGACUGGCCGCCAUGUAUCUCAUAGUUGGUGCUUUGGAAUGUGCCUUUAUGAGGACCAGCCAGAAUAUAACGCCAGGGCGUUCCCUGUUAAGAGAUCUCGCGGCGGGAUGGCAGCAGUGGCUUGCCACUCUUGUGUUGGUAGCCAUGCAGAUUUGUAUAUCUCUCCUGGUGGCCGCACCUGGCUGCCCGCGUGGUUAUGCUGGCCCGGGAGGAUUACACAUGUCCACAUCCAACGUCUCGCUACAAAACUGCACCGGCGGCAUCGCUGGACACAUCGACAGACUCAUUCUCGGCCCCUCGCAUCUUUACAAAGGCGGUACAUUUCGUCAUUUAUACAACACUGUAGUCCCACACGAUCCUGAGGGCAUACUGGGAAUAUUCUCAGGCGUUCUCGUGGUGCAGGCCGGGGCACAUGCGACUAGGAUAAUGCUCGCAUACAAUCAUGCUAGGGCUCGUAUAAUGCGCUGGGUGUUCUGGUCCAUAAUAUUGGGCGUGGCUGGCGGUGCCUUAUGCGACUUCUCCAAGAACGGUGGUCCCAUACCCAUUAACAAGAACCUUUGGUCAAUCUCCUAUUGUAUGGUGACUGCUUCCAUGGCGCUGUUCAUUCAAGCACUGCUGUAUUUCAUCGUGGAUCUGAAGACUAAGUGGGGAGGUAGACCGCUGUAUUAUGCUGGUCAAAACGCCCUAUUCCUCUACAUCGGCAGCAUAUUACUCAAGAAGCAUUUCCCCCUAUAUUGGUACAUUCCGGCCCCGACUCACGCGCAGCUAUUGGCUACUCACGCAGCUGGCAUGUUAAUAUGGCUGGCUGUCGGCGUAGCUUUAUAUAAGAAACGCAUCUUUAUCACCUUGUAAUAAA